Molecule: messenger RNA, 477 nt
Organism: Penicillium brevicompactum
Lineage: Eukaryota; Fungi; Ascomycota; Eurotiomycetes; Eurotiales; Aspergillaceae
Product: ankyrin repeat domain-containing protein
Exons: 1
Coding region: 1-477 (158 amino acids)
Molecular function (GO): protein binding
Source: RefSeq, a predicted model, not a curated record
AUGGAAAAAACAGCUCCCAUCAACAUUGAAAACAACGCUGAUGCAGAUUCCAAGGACUCCAACGGCGAGACACCUCUGCUCACGGCCGCUGGGCACGAUCACGAAGCGGCGGUGAAACUCUUACUCGAAGCUGGACGCGUUGAUGUGCAGCCAAAGGACGAUCCCACUGGUCGAACACCGCUGUAUGUCGCUGCAUGGCAUGGCUACGAAGCGGUGGUGAAGCUCUUACUUGCGACCGACGGUGUUGAUGCAGAUCCAAAGGACCCCAACGGCUGGACACCGUUGUUGCGGGCUGCGCAGGAGGGCCAUGAGGCGGUGGUGGGAUAUUUACUUCAAACUGGACUCGCCAUUGUGCAGCCAGAGGAUGGCGUCCGCGGUUGGACACUGCCGUCCGUCGCCACGCAGAAUGGCCAUAAAGCGGUGGUUGAACUUUCACAAUGGAGCGAGUGGCGAAGCUUCUGGAAUCGAGCAGGUUGA